AUGGAAUCUUCUGGUUGUCCUACUGAUAUAUCGUCUGUGUAUCUAGAGUCUAUGCAUCUUGAUAAUUUGGAUUUACAAGAGCGUAUAGCCAACAGGCUUCGUCCAAGAAAUGCCGAGUUCCAUCUACAACCCUUGGCCUGCACAUUACUGACAAUACCUGCUUUUGCCUUGGAAGGUUACCCUUAUACUGCUGAUGAUGGACAGUUUGAAUACAGUAUGUCACUUGCUUUAUCUACUUGCAACCAACUUACUACUCAAUGCGACCCACUUGGAAUGCGUACUCUAUCCAACACCUCUGGCCCAAGGUCGCAGAUACCACACAAAUCCACUGCACUUGAGCGGCUCAAUAUGCUACACGACCACUUGUCGACUUGA
Molecule: messenger RNA, 375 nt
Organism: Batrachochytrium dendrobatidis JAM81
Lineage: Eukaryota; Fungi; Chytridiomycota; Chytridiomycetes; Rhizophydiales
Exons: 1
Coding region: 1-375 (124 amino acids)
Source: RefSeq, a predicted model, not a curated record